Messenger RNA from Diabrotica virgifera virgifera (western corn rootworm), 1131 nucleotides. Its product is annotated as slit homolog 1 protein. Gene Ontology annotation, cellular component: extracellular matrix. Lineage: Eukaryota; Metazoa; Arthropoda; Insecta; Coleoptera; Chrysomelidae. Gene Ontology annotation, molecular function: protein binding. The record is from RefSeq and is a predicted model, not a curated record. The coding region runs from base 146 to 1087 and encodes 313 amino acids. The transcript is spliced from 4 exons.
AAGACUUAACCAAAAUAUAUUUAUGUUAAAUUUUUAUUGGAUUUAAAUAAGAAAUAAACAAGAUGUGCAUAUAUAAACAGAUCUCUUCUUGAGUUAUGUAAGCUUUGAUUCUUUCUCGGUAAUUAGUGAACAUCUUGGCAAUACAAUGUUGAAGCUACUUAUCUUUGGACUAUUCUGCCUUCAUGCGGUCCUAGCUGAUGAAGUCAACAAAUGUAGAGUCGAGACCCAAGAAAUAUUCGAUAAUACUGAUAUAUACUGCAACAACUUAAAAUUAGAUGAUAAGGAAUUGCCCCUAGAUGGACCAGUACCACAGACCAAGAUUGUCCAUGUAAAUUUCUUGCAUUGUACCGGAAAAAUCGACGAAAACUCAUUUCCUAAACUAAGAGGGGUAUUGACAUCAAUGAAUAUCAAUGGAGGAGAUUUGGAAAAGUUUGUCCUGCCGGAAAUGCCAAAAUUAACAUAUCUAGAAAUAGGUGACUCAAAAAUCCCCUCUCUGAAUGGAGCACUUAAAAAUGCCAAAAAUUUGGAAAGUGCUUCGUUUAGAAAAGAUACUUUUGAGAUCAAGGAAGGAGAUUUGGAUGGUUUGGAAAAACUGGAGAGCUUCAGAAGUACCAAAGUGAAAGUACAAUUGACAAAAAGGCUGUUGCAGGAUCUCAGGAAAUUAGAAACGUUAAUGGUGACAAAGGGUCGCUUAGAAAAAGUUCCUAGUGAUGCUUUCCAGAACAAUCAAGAAAUAAACUUCUUAAUGUUGGAGGAUACUUCCAUAACAUCGAUCGAACCCGGAACUUUUGACGGACUCCAAAAAUUAGAUCAGCUCGACCUUAGAACCACAGGUCUCCAAGGUCCUUUCGACGUAAACCUAACAAAAGGAUUAAAGAAACUUAAUUCGUUGGGUAUUCCAGCUCGAACUGUCAAAGGGCUGGAUUUGAAGAAGUUGUUAGAUAACUGCCCAAAGCUGUUCACCUUCAGUUUUAACCGCAAUGAUGAAUCUUGUCCCGAAGUGAAAGCUUUAUUUGAGGAAGUUAAGAAAAGUGGAAGAUUCAUGGGUGUGGCUUAUAUAAGUGUUGACCAAAAUAAAACUUGUUAACAGAUGUACACCUGGAUAAUAAAUUACAAAAUUAUAAAUUGAAA